This is a messenger RNA of Paramecium octaurelia, 471 nucleotides long. Lineage: Eukaryota; Ciliophora; Oligohymenophorea; Peniculida; Parameciidae. The record is from the annotation of a GenBank genome assembly.
AUGUUGUAAUCUUUUAAAAUUACGAGGAAACUCUAAAUUAACAUUGAUUCUCAUAAUAAACUCGAUUAAUAGAGGCCAAUGUUUCAAUCUGAAAGGAAUAUACUCACAUCAACACCCUCUCUCUAUUAGAAACUUAAAUUAAAACCUAUUUAAGAAUUCUAAAUUGUUACUUAAGCAAAUAAUUACAUUUAAACGAAGUCCUCUUUUAAGAGUAACACGUUCUUUAAGUUAAACGAGGACCAAGAUCAGAUGAAAUAAUAAUGUUUAAGGCAAAAUUAAAAAAAGGUGAGUUUUUGUGACAAAGUCCUUAUUAUAGAACCUUAAAAAGGUGUUAUAAAGAGGGAGAGAAUAUCCACCAAAGAUGAAUAAUUUAAUGUGACCAGAACACCAAAACGAAAAAACUGUAUUUUAAUUCAUCCUUCAUCCAGAACCUUAAACACAUGCUAAUCUACUUUCAUUGAUUAGCUUUGA